GUGUAUGUUGUGGAUGCCUUCGGGGACUGCUGAUUUCGAUUACAGCCCAUCAUCAUCAGUGCCCUGUUUACUUUACUUCCCACCGGUUUGUAGGUUGACUUGAGCUCCGAUAGCAAUUUGAACUGGACAGGAUUCCGUCUUACUGCCAAUCGUCUACUAAUCAACGCCUAACAACCUCUCCUCCUCUUCCCCUGCGGCCAGCUCUCUACAAUGCCGAGAAACAGCACUGAUCCUCUGAAGACCAAGGACAUCGCAGGAUUGGCUGACUACAUCAAGUCUGAGAGAUGCAAGAACGUCGUAUUCAUGCUUGGCGCCGGCAUUAGCACAUCGGCCGGCAUCCCUGACUUCCGAUCUCCCGAAACCGGUCUUUACGCCAACUUGGCUCGAUUGAAGCUACCAUACCCCGAAGCAGUCUUCGAGAUCAACUUCUUCCGUCGAGAUCCCAAACCAUUCUACACCCUCGCCCAUGAGUUAUAUCCGGGCCAAUUCCGGCCAACUCCCACCCAUUCCUUUGUUCGACUCUUUGCGGAGAAGAAGCUCCUGCAGAAAUGCUUUACUCAGAACAUCGACACGCUGGAACGACAAGCAGGCGUUCCGGGGGACAAGAUCAUCGAAGCGCACGGCAGUUUCGCCACCCAGCGGUGCAUUGACUGCCGCAAGCCACACGAAGACGCGGAGAUGAAGCGGCAAGUCCUCGCCAAGGAGAUACCGAAGUGCCCAUCCUGCAAGGGCCUGGUCAAGCCCGAUAUCGUCUUCUUCGGGGAGUCUCUUCCCGAUGAAUUCACGAGAGCCAUCCCUUCCGUCGGAGAAGCAGACCUACUCAUUAUCAUUGGAACCUCACUCACUGUCCAUCCCUUCGCCGGUCUGGCGCAGCGCGUGCUCGGCACUUGCCCUCGCGUUCUCAUCAACUUUGAACGCGUUGGCACAAUCGGUCACCGGCCGAACGACCUGGUGUUGCUGGGCAAAUGCGACGAGAUAGUCAGGGACCUUUGCCGAGAACUAGGUUGGGAGAAAGAUCUGGACCGUCUUUGGGCCGAAACCAAGUCAGUGGAAAAGAAAAGCGAGCAGGAGACCGGGCCGGGGCCAGAGCCAGAACCAGAGCCAGAAUCCGCCGCAGAUCUUGUCGAAACAAUCACUGAGGCCAUCGGAAAGCAGUUGAACUUGGAUGAGACUGCGGACGAAGAAUCUGACGAUGAGGCAGCUGGGGAUGUAGAUGGUGGCAAAAAAGUGGAAGACAAACCUGGAAAGUUGUGAGCAUCGUGUCUAAUUCGACUGCAGUAUGUAUGUAGCUUCGUCAGUGUAUUCAUAAUCCGG
Messenger RNA from Mycena citricolor, 1314 nucleotides. The record is from the annotation of a GenBank genome assembly. Lineage: Eukaryota; Fungi; Basidiomycota; Agaricomycetes; Agaricales; Mycenaceae.